This is a messenger RNA of Symphalangus syndactylus (siamang), 1127 nucleotides long. It is a transcript of the gene HS3ST1, whose product is annotated as heparan sulfate-glucosamine 3-sulfotransferase 1. Gene Ontology annotation, molecular function: [heparan sulfate]-glucosamine 3-sulfotransferase activity. The record is from RefSeq and is a predicted model, not a curated record. NCBI's taxonomy places the organism in Eukaryota, Metazoa, Chordata, Mammalia, Primates, Hylobatidae.
CCACCGUGGUGUCCAGCAUGGCCGCGCUGCUCCUGGGCGCGGUGCUGCUGGUGGCCCAGCCCCAGCUAGUGCCUUCCCGCCCCUCUGAGCUAGGCCAGCAGGAGCUUCUGCGGAAAGCGGGGACCCUCCAGGAUGACGUCCGCGAUGGCGCGGCCCCGAAUGGCUCUGCCCAGCAGUUGCCACAGACCAUCAUCAUCGGCGUGCGCAAGGGCGGCACGCGCGCGCUGCUGGAGAUGCUCAGCCUGCACCCCGACGUGGCGGCCGCGGAGAACGAGGUCCACUUCUUCGACUGGGAGGAGCAUUACAGCCACGGCCUGGGCUGGUACCUCAGCCAGAUGCCCUUCUCCUGGCCACACCAGCUCACGGUGGAGAAGACCCCCGCGUACUUCACGUCGCCCAAAGUGCCUGAGCGAGUCUACAGCAUGAACCCGUCCAUCCGGCUGCUGCUCAUCCUGCGAGACCCGUCGGAGCGCGUGCUAUCUGACUACACCCAAGUGUUCUACAACCACAUGCAGAAGCGCAAGCCCUACCCAUCCAUCGAGGAGUUCCUGGUGCGCGACGGCCGGCUCAACGUGGACUACAAGGCCCUCAACCGCAGCCUCUACCACGUGCACAUGCAGAACUGGCUGCGCUUCUUCCCGCUGCGCCACAUCCACAUUGUGGACGGCGACCGCCUCAUCAGGGACCCUUUCCCCGAGAUCCAAAAGGUCGAGAGGUUCCUGAAGCUGUCGCCGCAGAUCAAUGCCUCAAACUUCUACUUUAACAAAACCAAGGGCUUUUACUGCCUGCGGGACAGCGGCCGGGACCGCUGCUUACAUGAGUCCAAAGGCCGGGCACACCCCCAAGUUGAUCCCAAACUACUCAAUAAACUGCACGAAUAUUUUCAUGAGCCAAAUAAGAAAUUCUUCGAGCUUGUUGGCAGAACAUUUGACUGGCACUGAUUUGCAAUAAGCUAAGCUCAGAAACUUUCCUACUGUAAGUUCUGGUGUACAUCUGGGGGUGGGGGAAGAAUUUUAAAAAAAGCAUUUAAGGUAUAAUUUAUUUGUAAAAUCCAUAAAGUACUUCUGUACAGUAUUAGAUUCACAAUUGCCAUAUAUACUAGUUAUAUUUUUCUACUUGUUAAAUGG